Molecule: messenger RNA, 5487 nt
Organism: Brassicogethes aeneus
Lineage: Eukaryota; Metazoa; Arthropoda; Insecta; Coleoptera; Nitidulidae
Source: the annotation of a GenBank genome assembly
ACGUGACCGGACGGCGUGCGUUGAUUGGAUGUGCGCGUGCGUCCCACACAAAGCCGGUCGACAGAAAUGUCAUGAGAAAUUUGAAAUUUAUCCGUUUCAUUUGUGUGUAUUUAUUGUAGAGAAAGAUUAUGGUGCGAUGUUAAUGUGAUGUGCAAUAAUUAUUAUUAUAAUUAAUCUUAGUGUAGUCAUUAAUUAGUUAAUAUAUUUGUGUCGGAGAGAUAAAAAAAAAUGGAAGAAAAACAACAGGACAUUGAAGAUUUUAUGACGGAAAUAACGGCGGUAAUGGUCAAAAUUUACUCGUCCUGUGAUGUGGAAGUCACAGACUCUGUUAAAGUUUCCCAAUUAAUAGACUUUAUUAAGCCCUACUUUAAUGAGGAAUUAACUCGUUUGGAGUGUCUAAGACAAACCCUGGACCCAGACAACAAUGACGUCAGCGUAUCAAGUGAAACUUUCUACAAAGCAAUGACAGACUGGGCCAAAAAAAUGUCUAGCGAGGAGGCUAACGAGAGCUUUUGCGGAUCGCCUUGCCGUCUGGACAACAUUGACAAGGAAAUGUUGUACAACCAGUCGACGCCCAGGACCAGUUUCGGUCAAAAAUUGCUCAACGGUUCUUUGGAGUUGUUGAACUUGUCCAAUGUUUCCAGCUAUAGCACCAACGGAAGUAAAACUAUGGGGGCGGAUGCCACUUUAUACGAAGAACGUAUAAAAAUGUUGCAAUUUGAAAUUGGGAAAAGCAAAUCAGAGAUGGCUUUGAUGAGAAACCAACUUACUAAUUUUGAAGAGCUUAACGAGUGCCUCCAGUUGGAUAUAGUUAAAACCAACAAAAAACUACAUGCUGAACAACUGGAAAAAGAAAACCUAGUUCAACAAAUCAGGGAACUGGAAGAAUUAAAGGACGAGUUGAUUAGUUACCGUAAAAAAAUCGACGAAUUGAUGCGACAAAAAAAUUCAACCGAAAAAGAGAACGAAAAAUUGUCCAAUCGAGUCAAAGAAAUUGAGGAAGCGAGGGAGAAAUUGGACCGCAAAAAUGAAGAAAGCUUCAAGAAAGAGCAAGAGCUUAAAAACAAACUCUACGCCAUCAAAGUGGAUUUGGAUUGCAAGGAGACCGAAAUAUUGGAGCUGAAUCAGUUGAACGACAACUUAAAAAAUCAUUUGAACCAAAAUAGAGAGCUCAUCAGCUGCAUGGAGAGUGAAAUUGAGGAGUUAAAAGUGUACAGACAAGGCCACGAGAACGCUCGCCAAAACCAGCUGAACUCGCCCAGCUUCAUCUACAAAAAUCUCCUGGAGGCUUUCAGUAACUAUCCCACCUACACUUCCAACGAUUUCUCGCCACCACAAAGACCCAUCACGCCACCGACCAACACCAUGAGUCCCAUACCGAUUUGGCGCGCAAAGUCCACCGAAAACUUGUCGUUGCAACUUGAGAACGGUAACGGUCUCAACUUGAGGCGGCAGGUGUUGACUAAGAGCGCCAGCGCCACUAACAAUGCCAACAGGAGUCUUAUUUUCUCUGAAGAAGGGGCAGGUGACGGGGAUCAAUUCUUCAUGGAUGCCGAUGAUUCCUUCACUCGUCACCAGGAGUUCCUCAAAAUCAUCGACACUCAGUUCAACAAACGCGACUCUUUACAAGCGGAAUUCUCGAAAGUGAAAGACGGUUUCGGUUGCAAAUGCCGUUUGACUAUCGAGGAAAAAGACAAGAUCAUCGGCGAUCUUAAAGAAAUGCUCGACGAUCACCGCAAUAUUUCGGAGAAGUUGGCGGUUUUGGAGGAAAAAAACGCUUCACUAAGAAUGGAGAAAUUGGAUCUGCAGAAAAAUUUGUGCGAAGUGGAAGUGACCCUUGCCGAUCUGGAGUCGGCGAAAUCCGACAUGGAGUACGAUCUUUUCAAGGCGACCACCGAAAUAAAGAACGUAAAAACGGAACGCGAUCAAGUUUCGUUCGACAAAGUUUUAAUGGAAAACAAAAUAAAACUCAUGGACAGAGACGUGAAAGCCCUCAGAGAGGCUAUCGAGGCUAAAACCCUGGAAAUAGAGAGUUUGAAGGAGAAGACUUGCGAGUUGGAGAAGUACUUGUUCUUCGAGGAUCUGAGUAAAAAGUUGGAGGAGAAAAUCAACGAGAAAAACGAGGCUUUGAAGUGCUUGGAGGAGGACAAUAAGAGAUUGAAACGCAACCUCGAAAACUUCACUUGUAAAACCACGGAGGAGAAGAAUAGCGCGUUGAAACUCUUGACCAACGAAAUAGACGAUCUUAAAGAUGCACUUGAAAAAAAGAAUGUUGAAAUCGCGGAACUGCUGGAAAACAUAAAAUCGACCGCCGACUGGAAGAAGUUACUCCAAGAUAAGCUGCAAGGGGAGAUAUACGAGAAAAACCUCAAAUUGCAGAAUCUUUUGGAUGAAAAUGAAAGGCUGAAAAGUAAUGUGACGGACUUAAAAACGCAACUUUCCCUCGCCGUUGACAACAAGGAGGAACUCUCCAACGUGAACAGUCGAAUAAUGGAGACCAUGAAGCAGCUGGAAGAUCAUUUGAGUCAAAAAUCGCUCCUUGUUGCCGGGUUAAUGGAGAUUAAGGAAAAACUCGCCCAAUCCUUGCUGCAAGCCGAGCAAGCUGUGGAAAACAAAAUGACGGAGGUUUUGAGGCUCAAAGAUCGCCUGCAGAAGGACCUCUCCCUCAAGAACGAUCUCUGGGUCGAGAUUAAAAAGUUGGAGGGCGAAAACCGCGACUUGAAAGUUCAGUCAGAAGAAAUGGCGAAACAAAGAGACUCCUUCAAGGAAAAAUACACCGACAAAAGCGAUAUAGUGAAGAACCAGGAAGCUUUGCUCAAAUCCCUGGAGAAGAAGAUCGAGGAGGAGCAAGAAAAGAACUUGUCGGUUAGAGUGCUGGAAAUCGAUGUUAAGGAAAAAGAUCGCAAGAUACUUCUGCUGGAAUCGCACAAGGAGAGGCAUUUGGAAGCUAAAAAAGAACUGGAGGAGAACAAUAACACCAUAGACAAAGUCGUAGACAAACUGGCGAAGAUGUUCGAAGAAGACCUGAACGGUUUAAUGAGGUUGCAGAAGUUGGAAAAUCUCGCCGUUAAAUGUGAAAAUAACAACAACCUGUCAAUUAAAAUCGUCGAAAAACUAAGCAAAGGAAAAAACAUCGAUCUCUUGGAAGGAAGCCCGAUGGAAAAAAUCCAGGCUCUGGUAGAGGAGCUUUCCAAACGGCAGAAGGAAAGCGUGGAAGAGCUGGAAAAACUCAGGACGAGUCGAGAGUUCGCGAAGAGCAGGAUGAAGAAGGAAGAUUCCGUGAAGAAAACGUCCAGCGAAACGAGUCUCCACAAAAACAAUUUCGGGAAGCAACAGGUGAAAAUUGACCGGCUGGAAGAGAGACUGGACGUCACCUUGAAGAGAUUGGAUGCUUCCGAGAGGAAAUGCAAGGAAUCCGAGAAAACGUUGAAGGAACUGAUGAAACUGAAGAACGACUAUGAAGAAAUGUUGAAAGCAAAAUCGGAAGAACUGAUGAGACUAAAGAACGAAUCUGCUGAAGUCUUGAAGGCAAAAUCGGAAGAACUGAUGCAACUAAACAACGAAUCCAAAGAAGUCGAGGAAAAAUUAACCGAUUUGGAAAAGCAGUUGGAGAAAAACUUGGUGGACUUGAAGAACCUGCAAGCGGACAAAAACAUCGCGGAGCAAAGGCUGAUGCUGCGCGGCAAGGAGACGGCGGAUUUGUACGCGAACUACAGCGAUCUGAAGCGGCGUUUCGACGAGAAUCGAACCGCGCUGCGCGACUUGGAAACGCAGAACGCUCAGCUGACGCAGGAGAAGUAUUCUCUCAUGUCGGAGGAGGAUUCGCUGAGGGAGCAGCUUUGCAAGGCGCGGCGGGACUUGGCGGAGGUUUCCGGGAAGUCUGAAGACCUGAAGAGCCUCAACGAGGCUGAGGAGAAGCUGAAAGGCACGGUGGGGCUGCUGAAAACGUCGGAGAUGGAGUUGAACUGCGUCAAAGGGAAAGUCGACAGGCUCAGGGAGGAGGUGUUGAAGUUUGAUGAGCAGAUGAAAGGGAGGAACGGAGUUUUGCUGAGCGGCAGACAGGAAUUGGGAAGGAUUCUGGUUAAAGUUCUAAACGUGCUACGCAAAACAGACGAUUUGCUUUCGUACAACGAAAAUUACGACAAACUUUUUAACGAAGUAACCGCAGGGAAUUUCAACGAAAACACCGCCGAUGUGGAAGUGGAAGUUAAGAAGUUGGGAAAACAAAUAAAAGUGGCAGUUUUUCUCCUCGAAAUUGUUGCGAUUAGGUUUCCAAAACAUAUGGAUCUGAACGAUGCCACCAAUUCUGAAGCUGAACAAGUGGACAACCGAUUCUUAGUUCCUGAUGGUUCCCACAACAAAGUGUUGAAACGGUUCACUUUAAGGCCGGGGCGGCUUAUCGCAAGUCGCCCGAUGAGCCCCGAUAGUCCGUCCCUGGACGUGGAGGAUGCGGAGUUGAAUUUAAAUGAGAACAAAAACCCCGAGAGUCCGGACAGUGACGCAGUGAAAUGCGAAAGUUGGAUGAAAUCUUUCGAAGAAAGUUUCGAUACCGCCGAUGGAGAUCACAGUCACUACUUCAACAAGCUUGACGAUUUGGAGAAUUUUUGUUCGGAUAUCGAUUUGCAACAACCUUUUCCUAACGUGACGGAUUUAUUUUUGGAAAAACUCGGUCUUCACGAAACCAGCGAACUGACAAAUUUUUCGAAAGAAGAAACCGAAAACCUGUUUACAACCCUAGUCAUUCAGCUUGCAAUAGACUCAAAAGAUUACCCGGAAAGGCGGUUAAAACAGAAAGAGCAGUGCAUAGAAGUCCACGACAAAAUGUUAAAGUUACUGAAAGAAAUAAAUUUCCGGUUAAGAGACCACAAGUGCAUUGGGGCCUCGGACUCAAUCAAACCAAUAUUUAUUAUAGUAGAGGAGGCGCGUCAGUUGGUGCAGCUGGUUGCGACCAGCUGCGCGCAGUACGGCGUGGUGAGUUACGAGGGGCGCAUGACGAAAUGCUGGAACCUCGUGACGAAUUACACGGCGCAGCUGCGCCAGGUCCAGUCGCAGUCCACCGUCAAAAUGGUGGACUCGCCCACGCAGACUGCGCGCAUGCGCAAAGAAUCCUCCCGCGACAGACGAAGCCUUGAACGGGUGGCCCAAGAAACUCGGGAAGUUACAAGGCCACCUCUUCCUAGGAAUGCAUGUGCAAUCUUGUAAAACUUUGAGUCGCCCAUAUGCUCUUUUUAUUAUGGGUGGCAUAACUCUGGCAUUUUUUUUACUGUUUGUUGGGUCCAUGGUGCACCUGCAAUGUCGUAUGGUGUCGCCUGAAUCUGUACCAUGUCCUUUGGACUUUCUAAUGCACAAGACAAUUCACGGACCAAAACCUUUUUAGAAUAUUUAAAAUGUAUGAUAUAAAUACUCAACUACCUUUCGUUAUGUUUGUUAUUUUUUAAGUUAACUUAUUACACAGAUGAAUAAAUUGUAUAAGUUUAUAAUAAAAAA